AUGCAAGGCGUGCUGCUUUCGGACAUUGCCGCUCUUGGAUCGCGAGAGCGGGCAUUGUGCCGCCGAGCUGGCUACGUGGAUGCGGAGCAACUGUUGCUGGACCAUGCAGGGACACUCGCGCAGCAGUUGUCUAUUUCAGAAUGGCAUGCGACACAUAUACAGCAAAUUGUCGAGCGUGCCGUCGCACCGCCCUUGCAGUGCGCAUGGGAUGCUCUUUCCGAAGUCGAAAAUGGAGGAGGAGAGACUACGUACGUCCCCGGCACACCAUGCGAGGACGAGGAGCCCCUGGAGAAGGGCAGGCCCGUCUCCAAAACGUCCUCCGAUCGCGUAUCGACAGGUGUGGUGGAGCUGGAUGCGUGUCUGGAUGGCGGAUUUAUGCGGGGCAUGAUCUCGGAGCUGGGGGGCGAGAGCGCGUCGGGCAAGACACAGCUUGCCUUGUACACAGCGACAUGCACGGCGCUGGGCCUUCCAGCGGAAAAGGGGGCGACAACGUCCUCCUCUUCGUGUGUGCUUCAGGGCGGGCGUGGUGAAGGUGUGAUUCUGCUCACAACAAAAGGCCAGACAGCCGCUCGGCACAUGGUCGACCGUAUGGUGGAAAUGACGCAAGCGUGUGUACGUGCAUGGCAUGAAGAGCAGCCAUGGGCCACAGUGACGCAGACGGAAGCUGUGAAUGUCAUGCUUCAGAAUGUGCAUGUGGCGUGUACCUCGACGUUUGACGCAGCUGAACAUGUGUUGCGGUACACAUUACCAGGCCUCGUCGCUCGGCGGGCGUCGAUGCAAGCACCGCCCUUUGCGUUGGUUGUAUUGGAUAGCGUGCCGCCCCUAUUGCAAGACGAUUCUCUGGAUACGACCCAGGGCUCUUCUGCGAUGGCGCGAAGUGUACGAGCGGGGCGGCUGCAUGCACUUGGCUUGUGGCUCAAGCAAGUAGCUGUAGGUCGCGCCCCUCAUACACCAGCGAUGGCCGUCAUCACGAUCAACCACGUCCACGAUGCGUUCGCCUACGAAGCAGCGCUUGUGCGACAGGCGUUGGCGCAAGGGACCUUGCCAAUGUCAGAAGCAGGGAUGGCGCGCUCCAUGCCUAUGUCUACGCUGAUAGACGAUGAGACGCCGCUUAUGCUGCCGAUGCAAGCGGCCCAUUUUUCGGGUCUGCUUGCGAGUGUCCCUUGCGCCGAGCACAGUGCGACGAUGGCAUCGUUUCAUGCUGACACAGAUAUCAAGAUGGCUCAACUGGGCCUUGUAUGGGCGAAUUGUAUCAAUGCCCGGUACUGGGUCGCGAUGCUGCCGCCCCCACCACCGUCGAUGUUGGCGCCUGCGGUGCUGGUACGCCGUCUGCGCGUGGUUUUUGCGCCGACAUGCACGUCGAGCACCAAGGAAGCGUUGUUUCUCGUAACACCUCGUGGCGUGCAAGGCUAUGUAACAUAG
Malassezia pachydermatis is the source of this 1422-nucleotide messenger RNA. RefSeq lists its product as hypothetical. Gene Ontology annotation, molecular function: four-way junction DNA binding. Lineage: Eukaryota; Fungi; Basidiomycota; Malasseziomycetes; Malasseziales; Malasseziaceae. The coding region runs from base 1 to 1422 and encodes 473 amino acids. The record is from RefSeq and is a predicted model, not a curated record. Gene Ontology annotation, cellular component: Rad51C-XRCC3 complex; replication fork. The transcript is spliced from 2 exons. Gene Ontology annotation, biological process: double-strand break repair via synthesis-dependent strand annealing; telomere maintenance via recombination; resolution of mitotic recombination intermediates.